Messenger RNA from Propithecus coquereli (Coquerel's sifaka), 5954 nucleotides. It is a transcript of the gene MIA3, whose product is annotated as melanoma inhibitory activity family, member 3. The transcript has 28 exons. Lineage: Eukaryota; Metazoa; Chordata; Mammalia; Primates; Indriidae. Gene Ontology annotation, molecular function: protein binding. Bases 9 to 5753 code for a protein of 1914 amino acids. Gene Ontology annotation, biological process: endoplasmic reticulum to Golgi vesicle-mediated transport; vesicle cargo loading; protein secretion. Gene Ontology annotation, cellular component: endoplasmic reticulum membrane; endoplasmic reticulum exit site. The record is from RefSeq and is a predicted model, not a curated record.
ACCACAACAUGGCUGCGGCGCCGGCGCUGCUGCUCUGGCUGCUCGCGGCCGGGGCGCCGUGGCGGGUGCGGGGCCUGCGGGACCCGGGCGCGGGCCGGCGCUUCUCGGAGCAGAAGCUGUGCGCGGACGGCGAGUGCAGCAUGUUAAUGUACCGGGGUGAGGCUCUAGAAGAUUUCACAGGCCCAGAUUGUCGUUUUGUGAAUUUUAAAAAAGGUGACCCUGUAUAUGUCUACUAUAAAUUGGCAGGGAGAGGGCCUGAAGUUUGGGCUGGAAGUGUUGGGCGUAUUUUUGGAUAUUUUCCAAAGGAUUUAAUCCAGGUAGUCCACGAGUAUACCAAAGAAGAGCUACAAGUUCCAACAGAUGAAACAGAUUUUGUGUGUUUUGAUGGAGGAAGAGAUGAUUUUGAUAAUUAUAAUGUAGAAGAACUUUUAGGGUUUUUGGAAUUGUAUGAUUCUGCAGCUGCAGAGUCUGAGAAAGCUAUAGAAGAAACUGAGCAUAUGGAAAAACCUCCCGAAGUAUCUAACGAAAGUGAGGCUGAACCCGUGGAAGCCAACCCAGAGGAAAGCGAAAGUGUGUUCUCAGAGAACACUGAGGAUCUCAAGGAACCAUUCAUGGAUCAGAAGAACCACCCCCAGGCAAACAGUCAAGCAGGAAAUGCUCAGGGAGAGCAGCCUUCUUUUGAACCUUUUGACGAGAUGCUACAGGAUAAAUUAAAAGUGCCAGAAAGUGAAAACAACAAAACUAGCAAUAGCUCUCAGGUCUCAAAUGAGCAGAAAAAGGUAGACGCUUAUAAACUUUUGAAAAAAGAAAUGACUCUAGACUUGAAAACCAAAUUUGGCUCAACCGCUGACGCACUUGUAUCCGAUGACGAGACAACCAGCCUCGUUACUUCACUAGAAGACGAUUUUGACGAGGAAUUGGACGCCGAGUAUUACGCAGUCGAGAAGAAGGAAGAGGAGAAUCCAGAAGACUUUGAUGAACUGCCAUUACUAACCUUUAUGAGCAGAGAAGAUACGGAAACACCAGCGAGGUCUGGAGUUGAGAAAUGCUCAUCAGACAAGGGGCAGAAUUCAAAUGAAAAGGAUAAGGUUAAGGGAAUUGUGUCCCCUGGCAUCAAAAAUGAUGAUACAAAUAUUCUAACAACCCGGGGGGAUACUAUCUUUUCUAUUGUCACAGGAGGUGAAGAAAAAACAGGUGUGAUGGAUUUAGAGAGUUCUGAUUCAGAGGAAGAAAAGGAAGACGACGAUGCCUCAGUCCCAGGUAGCACACAGGAGAAACCACGAUCAACAACAGACCACACUGACCCUGAAGAUGAAGAAGAUGGUCUUUUGAUUGUAGAAGUCCCUAAAACAAAUAAUGACAAAGACACAGAAGUGGACACCGGACUUCACAUUAAAGGAAAAGGGAGGAAAGUUCAGGAACCUGAGAGGGGCCCGGUACAGGAUGGGACAGAAUUAGAGGAUGAGAAGCAGGAAGGGGUGAUCAUGCACCGCUCUACUCGAAGCAGUGACCUCAGCUCUUUGCUAGCUGCUGACAAGGGUGGAGACACAGCACAGUCAGCCUUUGAUGACAAUGAGAAUGGCCUAGAAGGAGCAGCUGUUCACGUCUCAAAGGGAAUGCGCCAUGAAGAAAAGCCUGGAGAUCAGAUUUUGGAAGGUGGCUCAGGGAGCGACCCUGUCCAUAAAGCUGAGGGGAAUCAGAUGAGCGCAGAAAAGAUGGAACGGGAGUCCUCGGAUCCUGCAGCGCUCGCGGGAGACGCGCCGCGUAAAGCGUCCGGAAACGCUGUGGAGGAAGCAGCCGUUCUGCUAAGUGGACCCAAACUGCACGCGCUUCCAGCCGAGCAUCAGCGCGAGGAGUUUCAAGAGGAUCUGGUUCUUAGGACUCGAAACCAACCGAGCUCCUCCUCUCCAGGUGAAAUUGGUUUGCCAGGAGAACUAGAAGAAGGGGUUCCCAUUCUGGGAAAAAAUCUUCCCUGGCAACAAGCAAGAGAUGUGGCUGCUGUCGUCCCUGAGCCCUGGAGUGAGAAGGUGAGGCUCUCUGAGGAAGAGGGCAAAGGGGACCGCUCAGACGGAGCGUUCGUUCGUCACGAGGCAACACAGGACCCCCAGGGACCGGGAAGAGCAGACCCCGCCCCCAGCGCGGGGCGAGCAGGCGACCCCGCUGAGGAGCCCGCGGCGGCGCAGGACGGCGAUCUCCCUGAGCAGCUGCUGGAGGACGAAAACGCCCUGAGUGCGAGGCAGGCUGAAGAGAGCCGCCCCGGGGCUCGGGACAGGCAGGCAGGUGUUAACCUGCACAUCCCCGAAAGUGCCGUUUUAGGGACCACUGGUCCGGAUCCAGAAGUGGAAGAAAACAAGGGAGAAGCCGGUGUGUUGGGUGGUGGAAGAAAAAGCGAGACCGCAGCCGGCGGGGUCGACGCUCGAGGCGGGGAACCAGCUGGUGAGGCGGGAGAAAAAGAAGGGCGCCCUCUGCCGGGUGAGAAAGCACAGAGACCGUCCGAAGUAGGUGACUUUCCUGACCAGAUAGGAACUCAGACUCCAGAGUUAGCCGACGUGUUUCAGAAUAAAGAUUCUGAUUAUCUGAGAAAAGACAACUCCGAGGAACCUGUGAAGACCUCAGGGCUCGCCGAGAAGCCGGGAGGAGAAGAGCUGUCGAGAGAGGACCAUGAGGACGUAGAGAAGUUCGUGGGCGCCGAGAGCCAGGGGUCUGUUUCUGAGGAACUUGAAGAUGACUCGUUCCUCUGGACCCCACAUACGAGUGUAGAGCCAGAGCCUGGUGGCAAGAGGGAGGACUUGCCCAUAAUUAGCAGCUUCUUUAAAGAGCAGCAGUCUCUGCAGCGGUUCCAGAAGUACUUUGACGUCCACGAGCUGGAAGCCAUGCUACAAGAAAUGUCAUUAAAGCUGAAGUCAGCGCAGCGGGAGAGCCUGCCCUAUAAUGUGGAAAAAGUCCUAGAUAAGGUCUUCCGUGCUUCUGAGUCACACAUUCUGAGCACAGCAGAGAAAAUGCUCGAUACUCGUGUGGCCAAAAAUAGAUACCAGGGGCUGAAGGAAAACAACGUAUUUGAAGAGACUGUAGUGCUAGAGGACAUUCAAGACCUGAUCUAUUUUGUCAGGUACAGGCACUCCGCAGAGGAGGAGACAGCCCCACUGGUGACGGCACCGCCUCUGGAGGAAGGCUGGGGCGAAACGAUGGGAGAGAUGCAACCACCCCAUGAAGAUAAUUUCUCACAAGAGAACAUGGAAAAAUUUAAUAUGCAGAUUCCUGAAGAGCCCACCCACUUGGACCAGCCCAUGACAAGGGACACGGGAGCCUCAGAAGUGUCAGAAAAGUUGAAUACUAAGAAAGACUUGGACCCAGGGCUAAUUACAACGGAAGGCACUCCCGUUGAUGCUGUUGAUGUAAAAAAGCAACGAGAGAUAAAUGCUGAAGAGCCAGCCAGUGUUACACCUUUGGAAAAUGCAAUCCUUUUAAUAUAUUCAUUCAUGUUUUAUUUAACUAAGACGAUAGUUGCUACAUUGCCUGAUGAUGUUCAGCCUGGGCCUGAUUUUUAUGGACUGCCAUGGAAACCUGUACUUAUCACUGCCUUCUUGGGAAUUGUUACAUUUGCCGUUUUCUUCUGGAGAACUAUCCUUAUUGUAAAGAAUAGAGUAUAUCAAGUCACUGAACAGCAAAUUUCUGAGAAGUUGAAGACUAUCAUGAAAGAAAAUGCAGAACUUGUUCAAAAAUUGUCAAAUUAUGAGCAGAAGAUCAAGGAAUCAAAGAAACAUGUUCAGGAAGCCAAGAAACAAAAUAUGAUUCUCUCUGAUGAAGCAAUUAAAUUUAAGGAUAAAAUCAAGAGACUUGAAGAAACUAAUGAAUCUCUGGAUGGCACAGCUAAAAGUCUUCGUGUUAUGUUAGAAUCUGAGAGAGAACAGAAUGUCAAGAAUCAGGACUUGAUACUGGAAAACAAGAAAUCUAUAGAGAAGUUAAAGAAUGUUAUUUCAAUGAAUGCCUCAGAAUUUUCAGAGGUUCAAAUUGCACUUAAUGAAGCUAAGCUUAGCGAAGAGAAGGUGAAAUCUGAAUGCCAUCGGGUUCAAGAAGAAAAUGCUAGGCUUAAGAAGAAGAAAGAGCAGUUGCAGCAGGAAAUUGAAGACUGGAGUAAAUCACAUGCUGAACUCAGUGAGCAAAUCAAAUCAUUUGAGAAGUCUCAGAAGGAUUUGGAAGGAGCUCUUAGUCACAAAGAUGAUAAUAUUAAUGCUUUGACUAAUUGUAUUACACAGUUGAAUCAUUUAGAGUGUGAAUGUGAAUCUGAAUCUGAGGGUCACAAUAAAGGAGAAAAUGAGUCAGAUGAAUUAGCAAAUGGAGAAGUGGGAGGUGACCGGAAUGAGAAGAUGAAAAAUCAAAUUAAGCAGAUGAUGGAUGUCUCUUGGACAGAAACUGCAGUAUCAGUGGUUGAAGAGGAUCUAAAACUUUUACAAUCUAAGCUGAGAGCCUCGAUGUCCACUAAAUGUGACCUGGAAGACCAAAUAAAGAAAUUAGAAGAUGACCGUAAUUCACUGCAGUCCUCUAAAGCUAGACUGGAAGAUGAAUGUAAAACCUUGAGGCAGAAAGUGGAGAUUCUGAAUGAACUCUAUCAGCAGAAGGAGAUGGCUCUGCAAAAGAAAUUGAGUCAAGAAGAGUAUGAGCGGCAAGAAAGAGAGCAGAGGCUGUCAGCUGCAGAUGAAAAGGCAGUUUUGGCUGCAGAAGAAGUAAAAACUUACAAGCGGAGAAUUGAAGAAAUGGAGGAUGAAUUACAGAAAACAGAGCGCUCAUUUAAAAACCAGAUUGCUACUCAUGAGAAGAAAGCUCAUGAUAACUGGCUCAAAGCUCGUGCUGCAGAAAGAGCUAUAGCUGAAGAGAAAAGGGAAGCCGCCAACUUGAGACACAAAAUAUUAGAAUUAACGCAAAAAAUGGCAAUGCUACAAGAAGAACCUGUGAUUAUAAAACCAAUGCCAGGAAGACCAAAUACACAAAACCCUCCAAGGAGAGGUGCUCUGAGCCAGAAUGGCUCUUUUGGCCCGUCCCCCGUGAGUGGUGGUGAGUGCUCCCCUCCACUGAUGGUGGAGCCGCCUGGGAGACCACUCUCUGCUACUCUCAAUCGAAGAGAUGUGCCUAGAAGUGAAUUUGGGUCAAUGGAUGGGCCUCUACCUCGUCCCCGAUGGUCAUCUGAGGCAUCUGGGAAACCUCCUGCCUCUGAUCUAGGAUCCGGUACAGCGGCCAUGAUGAACAGCAGCUCAAGAAACUCUUCCCCCACUAAGGUGAUGGAUGAGGGCAAGGUUAAUAUGGCUACAAAAGGGCCCCCUCCUUACCCAGGGGUGCCUCUCGUGAGCUCCCCAGUGGGAGGCCCUCUACCACCACCCAUUCGAUAUGGACCACCUCCUCAGCUCUGUGGGCCAUUUGGGCCUAGGCCACUUCCUCCACCAUUCGGUCCUGGUAUGCGUCCACCGCUAGGCUUAAGAGAAUAUGCAGCAGGCGUUCCACCUGGAAAACGGGACCUGCCUCUUGAUCCUCGGGAAUUUUUACCAGGACACACACCAUUUAGACCUUUAGGUUCUCUUGGUCCAAGAGAGUACUUUAUUCCGGGUACCCGACUACCACCCCCAACCCAUCCCCCCCAAGACUACGCACCACCACCUGCUGCAAGAGACUUACCGCCUUCAGGCUCUAGAGAUGAGCCUCCACCUGCCUCUCAGAGCAGUAACCAGGACUGUUCACAAGCUUUAAAACAGAGCCCCUAACUAUGGCCUCUGACGUUCAGCUGGAGAGGAAGUGGACUGUGCACUCACUGUUCAUUAUAGUAAAGGAUUUCAUUGGCUUCAAAAUCCAAAAGUUUAUUUUAAAAGGUUUGUUUUUAGAACUAAGCUGCCUUGGCAGUGUGCAUUUUUGAGCCAAUUAAAAAAUAUCAUUUUCCCCUUAAAUAAAAAUCACCUCUUAAGCUA